AUGUGGUUCCGGCCACCACAAUGGAUCCCUUUAAUACUCCUCUUUAGCCCACUUCUAGUUACUGGAGAAGAGGUCGUUACCUGUACCCCUUUGGGUACGAUUGAGAAUGCAUCUUUUGAAGAUGGAUUCACAGGCUGGGGCUUUGUCUCGGGAACCUCGGGCUCAGUUGUUAGUGGAGAUGCCGCAGAUGGCUCAAGCUAUUUACAGGCGUCUGAUCAUCAGGUCACUGGAAUUUUCAUCUACCAGCAUCUCUCUAACUUAUUGCAAGACAAUACCUACACCAUCUCCUAUGAUUAUCGUCUAGUUCCCAACUCAGACAACGUAUUGAUGAGCUGCCAGCUAUACAUGUAUAUGGAUUCAUUCAGCACGGCUGGACGUCUCGCUCAGGUCAGCAAAACAGUUUACAACCAGAAUGUCGGUUGGAGCACUUUAUCUGGAUCGUUUACCCCUAGCAGCUCUGCAACCCACACUUUUGAGAUAUACGCCUACUGUGCAGAUGGUUCCGGGGACUAUGCUGGUGCAGCAAUUGACAUCGACAAUGUUGUUGUUUCAGGGCCGACAUCCAGCACGUGUACCACUGUGACCCCAACUAUUGGCUCUAGCUCGACUCCUCUGAGGUCUCUCAGCUCGUCAUCUAUUCCCUUUAUUCCUCCAAAGGCUUCCAGCACUUCUCUUGCUCAGUCGAGUCGCGCCGUCACUUCAGCUAGUGCAACCUUUACCAGUAUCAGACAAACGUCAACCCCCCUCGUCACUUCCUUGACCGGAGUCACUGCUUCAUCUUCAGGUGCUGUUAGUACUGGUAGUCUCAGCACUGGAACGGCUGCUAUCACUGUCGGCGCGGGGCAAAGCUCGUCCCAUCUCAUCGCUUCUUCAACAAGAGUUGCCGAUUCGUCUUCAAGCGUUGUUGGUACUGGUAGUCUCAGCACUGGAACGGCUGCUAUCUCUGUUGGCGCGGGGCAAAGUUCAACUCCCCUUGUCGCCUCCUUGACCGGAGUCGCUGCUUCAUCUUCAGGAGUCGUUGGUACUGGUAGUCUCAGCACUGGAACGGCUGCUAUCUCUGUCGGCACAGGACAAAGCUCGACUUCCAUUGUCGCCUCCUUGACAGGAGUCACUGCUUCAUCUUCAGGCGUUGUUGGUACUGGUAGCCUCAGCACUGGAACGGCUGCUACCACUGUUGGUGCAGGACAAAGCUCUAGUGGAAACAAGUUCACCACGUCUACGGUCUUGAGCACUCGCACAGCAACUAUCACAGCUUGUCCAUCAAGCGUAACUGAUUGUCCUGCUCGUGAGAAAACAACUCAGCUCACUACCGAAACAAUUCUUGUCUCUACUACGAUCUGUCCUGUUACUGCUGUUGAGGCCACUAAAACUGCUACAAUUGACGCUGGCGCUGAUGACGAGAACUUUACCACUUCAACCAUUCUCAGCACACGUACAUCUACCAUCACGGCUUGUCCAUCAAGCGUAACUGAUUGUCCUGCUCGUGAGAAAACAACUCAGCUCACCACCGAGACAAUUGUUGUCUCUACUACGAUCUGUCCGGUUACUGCUGUUAAAGCCACUCAAACUGCUACCAGUGUCGCUACCAGUGUCGCUACCAAUGUCGCCAUUGAUCUUGGCGCUAGUGACGAGAACUUUACCACUUCAACCAUUCUCAGCACACGUAUAGCUACCAUCACUGCUUGUCCAUCGAGCGUAACUGAUUGUCCUGCUCGUGAGAAAACAACCCAUCUCACCACCGAGACUAUUAUUCUCUCCACCACUAUCUGCCCAGUGACCGCAGCCGAAGCAAGCGCUACUUCCACGACUACACUGGGUUCCUAUAGCUCUGGCUCUGGUGCUGUUUCAAGCUCAGGCUCGAACUUUGUCUUUGAAUCCAGCUCACUUUCUAGCUCCACUGCCACCGUAACAGUGACUUUGACGCCAGUGCCCGAGUCUACGACUCUUUCUAUCGAGCCUGUCAGUGUUGAAGCAAAUGAACUGCUUGUUUCCACCUCGGUAUCAACAGUGACACCAACUAUUUUGUAUAAAUCGACCAUCACCAAGGUCGCGAGUUCUUCCGCGCUUCCUACUUCCCUAUCCCCUUCAUCAGGUAUUUACCAAGGUGGAUCCGGUUCGCCGACUAUAAGCUCUAGUGGACCCAUCUUCACUGGCGGCUCUGUGUCGCAAAACACUAUGUUGUCAGCAGGUUUGGUCUCAGCCUGCUCACUCCUUUUGGCCUUUGUAUUUGUUCUCUAG
Molecule: messenger RNA, 2238 nt
Organism: Penicillium taxi
Lineage: Eukaryota; Fungi; Ascomycota; Eurotiomycetes; Eurotiales; Aspergillaceae
Exons: 2
Coding region: 1-2238 (745 amino acids)
Source: RefSeq, a predicted model, not a curated record